AUGCGAUGGUCAAUGUCAGAAACAUUAGAAAACUAUAAUAAUGAAAAAGGAUUAACAAGAGAACAAAAAGAGACUGAUUUGCCGAAUCCGGAUGAAGAUGAUGAUUUAAAUUAUGAUAACUAUGAUGAAUAUACUGAUAUAGAUCACCUAGACAAUAACAAUAAUAACAAUGGACUUCAUGAAGAUACGAGAAGUAUCCCGUCAAACGUUCCGACAAGACACAGUUCAAGUUUACCAAGUGAAAACAUUAUUGGAUCAUUUCAAUGUAUUCAUGAAGGGAAAUGGUAUCGUAAUAAUGAAGUUUUUGAAACAGGAGCAAAUAAUUGUGCCACAUGCACUUGUUUAAGCGGCCAACUUCAAUGUGAUGAUCGAAAAUGUAAACCAAAUAUCACAACUACAACGCCUCGUCCAACAACUCCUUUCACUACAACAUCAACUACACCGGCGCCACAAACUAGACAACUUGAUUACGCAUCACCUGGUACAAUUGCAAUUGGACCAAGAGGCGAAGACGGAUAUAUGGGGGCACCAGGUCGGCAAGGUGACAGUGGGGUUCCCGGCGUUCCAGGAAAUCCUGGAAUUCCUGGACCACCUGGUCCACCAGGUCCGAUUCCAGAUAUGUCAUUUUACACUCAACAAUUAGCCGAUGCUUAUGCAAGUAAUGAUAAGGGACCUGGAGCUCCCGCAUUUAGACCCGAAAAUUUUCAAUAUCUGCAAGCUCAAGUUGGACCAGUUGGGCCAAGAGGACCACCAGGACCUCCAGGAAUGGCAGGGCCACAAGGAUUUCAAGGAGGCAGAGGGGAGCCUGGUGAAGCAGGACAACCAGGGAUACCAGGCCAGCCAGGUCCUAGAGGACUUCCAGGAGCACCAGGGAAGGAUGGAGCAGCUGGAGAUGAUGGAGAAGCAGGAUCUCCAGGAGCUACUGGGCCACCAGGACCACGCGGUUUACCCGGAAUGCCAGGCAUACCCGGCGUAAAGGGACAUAGAGGCUAUCCUGGAAUCGAUGGUGCCAAAGGCGAAAAUGGUGCUCCAGGAGAAAAAGGAUCUACAGGACCAAUAGGAGCUAUCGGUCCUACCGGUCCAAUUGGUCCUGCUGGUGCUAGAGGAGAGCGUGGACGGGAGGGUCCCCCAGGAUCACCUGGAGCUCGAGGAGUAGAUGGAAUUCCAGGUCCACCUGGACAACCUGGGUCACCCGGAAAACCUGGCCCACCUGGAUUCCCCGGAACUCCUGGAGCUAAAGGUGAUAUGGGUCACAUAGGACCCAAAGGAGACCAGGGAUUACAGGGACCAAGAGGUGAAAGUGGAAGAGCAGGCGCUCCUGGAGAACCUGGAAACCCAGGUUUACCUGGCAAAGAUGGAUCCCCUGGAGAGAAAGGUGCUGUUGGUGCGCCAGGUAUCGCAGGCCCACAAGGAUUUCCUGGCAGUAGGGGACCACCCGGAGUCGACGGAAAUCCAGGACAACCAGGUAUGAAAGGUUUACCUGGUACACCUGGGGAACGAGGUUUCAAAGGAGAUAAUGGUUUAAAGGGUGAAUCCGGACCACCUGGUCCAAGAGGGUUGCCAGGAACAGUUGGCCCUGAAGGGAAACGUGGGAAGAGGGGAAUGAGAGGCCCUGCAGGACCUGGUGGACCACAAGGUGAAAGGGGUCCAACUGGUAGUCCAGGCCUUCCAGGACCUGACGGAGCACCAGGACCUAAAGGUGGAGCUGGUGAUAGGGGACCGGAAGGUCCCUUAGGUCCCAAAGGUAACGUUGGAGACGUUGGCCCACCCGGACCGGCUGGAAUUCAAGGAUUAAGAGGCCUACCAGGUCGAAUAGGACCUCAAGGAAAACAGGGUGGCCAAGGUGAACGAGGUUUGCCUGGAGCAGAUGGUAAACCAGGAGAACAAGGACCUCAAGGAUUACAAGGGCUACCGGGUCCUUUAGGGAUACCUGGUGACAAAGGUUUUCCAGGAGAACCAGGGAAAGAUGGUGAAGCCGGCCCCCAAGGAGUUCAAGGUCCACGAGGAGAUGCUGGAAAAGACGGACUACCUGGUUUGCCAGGACCCCCUGGGCCACAGGGACAAGAUGGACCAAGAGGAAAUCCUGGUCCCGAUGGCCCAAGAGGUUUUCAAGGGCUACCAGGAUCCCCAGGUAGUCCGGGUUCUCCUGGCAAAGAUGGUCAAAGUGGCCCAACCGGGCCUGCAGGACAAACCGGACCAGCUGGCCCAAGAGGUGAACGAGGUUUUCCUGGAGAAAGAGGCCCUAUAGGACAACCAGGAAAUUCUGGUGAAAGGGGAGAACCUGGAUCUCCUGGAAAUGAUGGACCGCCAGGCUUACCAGGAAAACCAGGCAUGAAAGGACAUAUAGGUGCACCAGGUAUGAUUGGAUUGCCAGGAUUACGUGGUCCACCAGGAUACGCAGGAGAAAAGGGUGAGAGGGGUAGCAUUGGACCAAUAGGAAGUGAAGGACCUGCUGGACGAAUGGGUGAACGAGGACCUCAAGGCUUAGUUGGUCCACCUGGACCACCUGGGGAACCUGCAGAAAGGGGAGAACCUGGUCCACCAGGUCCACCCGGAGAAGUUGGUGCUGCAGGAUCUCCGGGCGAGCGCGGUCCUAUAGGAGCGGCUGGUCCGCCAGGAUUUCCGGGUCCUCCUGGAAUAUCAGGCAUACCCGGAGCAAAAGGUGAUCGUGGACUAAUGGGUAUAAAAGGUGAACAAGGUAGUUCUGGGCCACAAGGUUUACCUGGAGAAUCAGGACUUCCCGGACCGAUUGGUUUAACCGGUGCCAAAGGAUCAAGAGGGGAAGUAGGACAAAGAGGAGAACCUGGUAUGGGUGGUCCACCAGGCAGACCAGGAGAACCGGGUUUGGCGGGCCAUCCAGGAAAUAUUGGGCCACCUGGACCUCCAGGAACUCCAGGUAUAAAAGGUAAUCCUGGAGACAAUGGAAGACCUGGAAAUCCUGGACACAUUGGCUUACAAGGUCCCCCCGGCGCAGAAGGUCUUAAAGGUGAAGCUGGUAGUGACGGUCAACCCGGGCUGCCAGGGAACCAAGGUCCUCCUGGACCAGCCGGCGAAAGAGGGUUGCCUGGACUAAAUGGUCCUCCUGGGACACCUGGGUUAAGAGGUCUACAAGGAAGUGCGGGCGAACGUGGAGUACCAGGUCCACAAGGAAAGGAUGGAGAACCGGGUUCCCAAGGAUUACCCGGACCAAUGGGAAUGCCUGGACCAAUGGGAGAAGCGGGUCCCGAAGGCCGACCUGGAAAAACUGGAGUUCCUGGAAUCGCUGGCAGACCUGGAGAUAAAGGACCACCUGGACAAAUUGGCAAUCAAGGACCGGCUGGUCCCCCAGGAUUACCGGGGCCUCCAGGUCCACUUGGUCCACAAGGUUUAACAGGAGAAAGAGGUUUCAAGGGUGAAACGGGUCCCCAAGGAGUAGAAGGGCAAAUGGGACCUAGAGGAAAACCGGGUCCACCUGGAACGGAAGGCACAAAAGGUGAUGCAGGAGAACCUGGCCCGAAAGGAUUAAAAGGACAUCGUGGUUUGGUUGGUUUACAAGGUCUUCCUGGCCAACCCGGCCUCAAAGGUGACAUAGGAAAUCCAGGAUCUCCAGGUCCAACAGGAAAACCAGGUGAUAUGGGGCCUCGAGGCUUACCAGGUCGCGAGGGUUCCGUUGGACAACCAGGACAAAUUGGUCCACAAGGAUUAAGAGGACAACAAGGUAGUGAAGGAAAACCUGGAGUACCAGGCCCAGCUGGUCCACCUGGACCACCUGGACCUCCAGGCGAAAGUUUAGGAUACGAUGCUGCAGCAUUAGCUGCCUUAUUGGCUCAAGGUUCAAUUGGAGGUUCUAAAGGACCAGACCCAGGUCUUGGCGACGAACCACCAAGAAUGUUUGGAAAAUUCGAUGAACUUACUGACGAGCAGCAUCAAGCCAUCAUUGAAAAAGCAUACAAACAAAUUAAAGAUCAAUUUGAUCGCAUAAAAAAACCUAACGGUGAACAAAAUUCUCCAGCAAAAACUUGUAAGGACUUGGCAUUUGCUUAUCCUGAUUUGAAAUCUGGAGAAUACUGGAUUGAUCCAAAUGAAGCAGAUCCAAGAGAUGCUAUUUUAGUUUAUUGUGAUAUGGAAAAGAAAGCCACAUGUGUAUAUGCAAAACCAAAUAAAAGUCCAAAAUUAACUUACUCCGGAAAAGAACAAGAAAUUUGGUUGGGUGAGAUGGAUAAUGGUAUUAAACUAACUUAUAAAGCAGAUUCAAUGCAAAUUGGAUUUUUACAAUUAUUAUCUGGUCGAAGUGAACAAAGUAUAACAUUACAUUGUAAGAAAACAAUUGGAUAUGAAGAUGAAGCAAAUAAUUCCUUUAGACGCGGAAUGAAAUUGCUUGCAUGGAAUGAUGCCGAACUUAGUCCAAAAGGACCGCAAAGAUUACGUUAUGAAGUUUUAGAAGACGGUUGUAAAUCACGUUCGAAUUCUUGGGCAAAAACAGUUAUCAAAUACACAACUGAUAAAACUACACGAUUACCAGUUAUUGAUGUUGGUAUACGUGAUAUUGGAGAACCUGAUCAACAAUUUUGGAUUGAAGUCGGAUCUGUUUGUUUUUAUUAA
Molecule: messenger RNA, 4581 nt
Organism: Condylostylus longicornis
Lineage: Eukaryota; Metazoa; Arthropoda; Insecta; Diptera; Dolichopodidae
Product: collagen alpha-1(I) chain-like
Exons: 16
Coding region: 1-4581 (1526 amino acids)
Molecular function (GO): extracellular matrix structural constituent; protein binding
Source: RefSeq, a predicted model, not a curated record